UACCGGGAGCCAGCGGCACCGCAGCACCGGGCCCGUUGCGGCCCCCGCAGCCACCGCCCCCAGCCCGGCCCCGGGCAGCGCUGAGCACCGGGCCCGGCCCCGGGAUGGGGACCGGAGGCCCCGGUAGCGGUUGGCCCCUGGCCGGGACCGUGCUGGUGGCCCUGGCCACCUCGCUGGUGGCGGGGGGCGAGGACUGCCUGUGGUACGUGGACAGGAACGGGUCCUGGCACCCCGGCUUCGACUGUGAGUUCUUCACCUUCUGCUGCGGCACCUGCCACCAGCGGUACUGCUGCCGGGACCCCCUGCGCCUCCUCACCGAGCGCCAGCAGCGCCACUGCCUCGCCUUCAGCCCCAAGACCAUUGCGGGCAUCGCCUCGGCCGUUGUCCUCUUCAUUGCCAUCGUCACCACCAUCGUCUGCUGCUUCAUGUGCUCCUGCUGCUACCUCUACCAGCGCCGGCAGCACCCCCGCACCCCCCUGCAAGGCCCAGAGAUCCCGCUCACCAGCUACCCCCCUGCCCCCCCUCCGGCCCCAUUCCCCAUGGACCCCAAAGACGGCCCCGCGCCCCCCCCGCCCGGCUUCACCCCCGUCCCUGUGUACCCCCCGCCUGGCCCUGCUGCUCAGUACCCACUGUACCCCUCCGGACCCCCCAUCUACAACCCCACAGCUCCUCCGCCGUACGCUCCGCCACAGCCCACCUACCCCGGAGCCUGAGCACCCCCAGCACCGCCCCACACAUCAGUGGGCCGGGGACCCUCAACCCCUCCAUCCCCCGCACCCCCCCGGCAGGAUCGGGCCCUUCCCGGCGGUGGCGGGGGUGACGCGGUGCCACCAGCACAGGGUGGCUCUUGUCCCGCACACUGAGCCCUUUGUGGGUGUCUCCGCCCCGGGUGCACCCAUGGAGGGGGGGGCAGCACCCGCGGGGGGGCUGGGGGAGGAUCUGAGCCUCGCUGCACCCCUGCACGCCCGCCCCCCGCCCCGGCGUGUCCCCCUCUCCGGGCUGACAUUAAACUUGUGCCCCACGGAC
Calypte anna (Anna's hummingbird) is the source of this 1026-nucleotide messenger RNA. RefSeq names its product shisa family member 4 (gene SHISA4). Lineage: Eukaryota; Metazoa; Chordata; Aves; Apodiformes; Trochilidae. The transcript is spliced from 5 exons. The coding region runs from base 105 to 713 and encodes 202 amino acids. The record is from RefSeq and is a predicted model, not a curated record.